Messenger RNA from Zingiber officinale, 2937 nucleotides. RefSeq lists its product as uncharacterized. The transcript is spliced from 5 exons. Gene Ontology annotation, molecular function: zinc ion binding; nucleic acid binding. The record is from RefSeq and is a predicted model, not a curated record. Lineage: Eukaryota; Viridiplantae; Streptophyta; Magnoliopsida; Zingiberales; Zingiberaceae. Bases 1 to 2937 code for a protein of 978 amino acids.
AUGCAGAUAAAAACUUUCAUCCUCAUGAAUGACUUCGAUGGUGGCAUGGCACUGAGAAGAUCAACACAAAACACAGAAGCUAACAGAAAGGUGAUAAAUUCAAUUGUAAGAUUAUUACCUAAUGAAAUCACAUGCAGAAUUAGAGAACAUCGAGAUGCCUAUGAGUUCUGGACUCGAAUGACCAAGCAUCACAAGGAGCCGAUGGAGCUUGAGGAUCAAGUCAAACCAAAGCUCAGACCUAAGUCCGGAUCCCUAGAGUCAUCCUCAGAAUCAGACCAAACCGGCUUUAUGGCUUUAAUGGCACAAGAGAAGUUAGAAGGAUCUGAAUCAAAGUUAGAACAAAAGUCAAAAUACGAAUCUAAGACGAGGGUGGACGAGGAGGAGAAUCCUAACAAGGAUUCUAAAGGUAUGAGGCGUGGUCGAGCGGGAGCCGGUUAUCGUCGUGGUCCGGGACGACCACGGAAACAACCCAUUGAGGCCGAGGAACCAGAACCAGUGACUCAGGAGGCGGAUUCUUCUAGGGAUCCAACGGAUGUUGAGACGCCUCAGGGUAUUCCCUCCCGAAUACCAUCAGCAUUUCCUACUCCUGCUACUACUGAUUGGAUGAGGGACAGAGCUCGGAUACCGUUGCUGGCGAGGUCCGUCAAGGACAGAUUUACCUUAUAUUUGGGCGGAGCAGAUCCUUGGGCUGCUCGAAGUUGGUUGAAGAAUGUAGAGAGCACCUUUGAGUACCUAAGUUGCACGGAUGAGGAGAAAGUGGAACUGGCAGCGUAUCAUCUCCGAGAUCAAGCAGUCACAUGGUGGGACAUGCAGAAGACGAUCUUUGGAGAGCAACGCAUCACAUGGGCGAUGUUCCGAGACGCGUUUGAGCGGCAAUAUUUCCCAGCGACCUUCUGUCUAGCUCGACGCCAGGAAUUUCUGAAUCUCAAGCAGGGCGACCGGUCAGUGAUGGAGUAUAAUGCUGAAUUCUGUAGGUUGGCAGAAUUUUGUCCUCACUUAGUGGCACAAGAUUAUGAUCGUAUGCAGCAGUUCACUCAGAGUCUUGCAGCAUACAUUCGGAUUCGGAUGUCAGGAUUUCCAGGUAGUUCCUAUCGGGAGGUUCUAGAUCGAGCACUAUUCAUAGAGAUGACUCAGCAGCAGGUAAAUCAGGAGAAAGGACAUGAAAAGCAGUCGUCGCAAAAGAGGGGGAAUAGAGGUCAGAGUUCUCGGGCUCCUUCCGGAGGAUCAUCUCGGCCUCAGAAGACUGGGCGAACAUCGGAUGGAGGUUCUCGUCCCCCUCAUCAUGAUCAGAAGAACUUUGGUGGGACCAGGUGUUUUCAGUGUGGGUCCAAGAGUCACACCAGGAAUAGUUGCUCGUUGGAUCAUGCUAUAUGUUUCUACUGUAAACUUCCGGGGCAUGAGAGUCGGGAUUGUACUCUGAAAGCACAGUUGGAGGCUCCUAAAGUUACAUCUCAGGGGGAAUCAUCCUCUCAGUCACGUUCACAGAGGAGAUCGCAGAAGACCCAGAGUGCCCCACCGUUUUCUCAUCAGGCAUUUCCAGCACAGCAGGAUUUUCACCCACAUCAGCCUUACUCAGCAUAUCGGCAGCAGCCUCAGUCUCAGUAUCAGCAGCCGGUUCCCACACCUAAGAUGCCAGCGCAGGCCACUACAGGGAUACCACAGCCGAGCUCAGAGGUGGGUCGUGUUUAUGCUGUUACACGGGAAGAGGCACAGCGAGCUGAGGGAUCGGUUUUCCGAGGUACUAUUUCAGUUUAUACAUUUACUGAAGAUUUAUUGAUAGACACUGGUAGUUCCCAUUCAUUCAUAUCUCGAGUAUUUCUGGGUAAAAUCGGGAGAUUGCCUAGUCGUCGGACACACGGGCUGACAGUAUCUCUACCAUCUGGCGAGGUACUAAGUAUUAGUCUGGAAGUCAAAGGAUGUCCUUUAGACUUCAAUGGUCAGACUAUUAUGGUGGAUCUGCAGGUAUUGGAGAUGGUGGAAUUUGACAUUAUAUUGGGCAUGGAUUGGCUGGCCAUGAACCAUGCCAUAGUUGACUGCAGAGCGAGAGUAGUCACAUUCCGACCUCCCGGUUUACCAUCUUGGUCAUUCAUCGGAACCGGGGGUGAUGGGAUAUCAGUCAUAUCAGCAAUGCAAACGAGAAGAUUAUUGUCGCAGGGUUGUCAGGGAUAUUUGCUGUCUAUGGUUAAAGCUGAUACAGAUGCAUUACCACGACUAUCGGAUGUUCCUAUUGUUCGAGAAUUUUCAGAUGUAUUCUCUGACGAACUCCCCGGUUUGCCUCCUAAAAGGCAAGUUGAGUUUACGAUUGAGUUUGUUCCGGGAACCGCACCGGUAUCCAAGACCCCUUAUCGCAUGGCACCAAAGGAGUUAGAGGAGCUGAAGGUUCAGUUACAGGAGCUGUUGGACAGAGGAUUUAUCCGUCCCAGUGUUUCUCUGUGGGGAGCACCAGUACUCUUCGUUAAGAAGAAAGACGGAUCAUUGAGACUAUGUAUUGAUUACCGACAGUUGAAUACGGUCACUAUCAAGAACAAAUAUCCAUUGCCACGUAUAGAAGAUUUAUUUGAUCAGCUGAAGGAUACCUGUGUAUAUUCAAAGAUUGAUUUGCGCUCAGGCUAUCAUCAGCUCAGGGUUGGAGAUGCGGAUAUUCCGAAGACAGCAUUUCGCACUCGUUAUGGUUAUUACGAGUUCUUGGUAAUGUCAUUUGGGCUUACCAAUGCCCCAGCAGUGUUUAUGGAUCUGAUGAACAGAUUUUGGAGACGCUACGGCGAGAACAUCUCUAUGCGAAGUUUAGUAAAUGCGCCUUUUGGCUACCUUCGGUGGGUUUUCUUGGACAUGUCGUUUCCAGCAGAGGUAUAUCAGUUGACCCACAGAAGAUUGAGGCAAUCACUAGCUGGGAGCAGCCGAAGACAGUACAGGAGAUACGUAGCUUUUUGGGUCUAG